UUCGAGGCUGCAUGAUUGCACCACUGUACUCCAGCCUAGGUGACAGAGCAAGACCUUGUCUCAGAAAAGCAAGACAAAGGGCAGGCUGUUCAGGAUGAUCAUGAUAGGUAUAGGGACUGCUGCAAUGGGAUUGUGUAGUGGGGGAGACCUAGGAGCAGGAGUGGGGGCCAUGGACGGAAAAUUUAACUAAGAGGAAACAUCAGGGUGCAGGGGGUUCUGGCUGAACUGACCUAACAGGAUUCUUGUGGAAGGCCGCUAGCAUCACUCCUCUGGACCAUAAACACUCGGGGAGUCCCAAUCUCUCCUGAGCAGUGCAUUGGCGCCAGCUUUCCAGAUGUGUGUGUAAGUCCAUCAUCCUUUAAGAAGUUUGCUUAGAAAGCCUAGAUGCUGAGACUUAAAAAUGGAGUCUCACCAUGGACAGUUCUCAUAAAGAAUUGUCUCCCAACAAAGUGGCUGACUGUGUUGUGGCUGUAUUGUUACAGACCUUCUCAGAUGUGUUUGCUGCAAGUUUUGUUUAUUUGGAACUCUUUGGAAGCUAGCACAACUACAUAGAAACCCAUAUAAGUUAGCCACCAUGCUCAGCUAAUUUUUAAAAAAAUUUGUUGUAGAGAUGGGGUCUCGUUCUGUUGCCCAGGCUGGUCUUGAACUCCUGGGCUCAAGUGAUCCUUCCACCUUGGCCUCCCAAAGUGCUGGGAUUACAGGUGUGAGCCUCUGUACUCAGCUAAUUUAGCUAGUUUUUGUAUUUGAUUUUUUUUUUUUUAAUAGAGUCUCUGUCAUCCCGGCUGGAGUGCAGUGGCACGAUCUCGGCUCACUGCAACCUUUGCCUCCCAGGUUCAAGUGAUUUUCUUGCCUCAGCCUCCCAAGUAGCUGGGACUAUAGGCAUGUGCCACCAUGCCCAGCUCAUUUUUGUAUUUUUAGUAGAGAUGGGGUUUCGCUAUUUUGGUCAGGCUGGUUUCGAAUUCCUGACCUCAGGUGAUCCUCCCACCUCAGCAUCCCAAAGAGCUGGAAUUACAGGCAUGAGCCAUAACGCCUGGCCCCAUAUGCUGUUUAUUUCAUUUUUCCCAAGCAAACUAGGACUUAGAGAUUGUUUCACAAAGCCCUGCUGACUCAUUUUCAACACUUCUCCACAGGACUAGUGCUAUGCGUCAGCAGACGCUGCCUGUGUGGGGAUGGAGGUUGGCUCAGACACAGUGCGUGGCCUCGGGAGCCUUACGUUCCAGCAACCACUUGACUAACAGUCAUAAAAAUUAAAAUUGUAAAAUAUUUUGUCAACUGUGCAUCAGCCAAACAAAAAAAAUUAAAAUUGCCUAAAGUGGAACAAGGAGAUGUGGGAUGAAGUCAAGCAAAUUAUGUGUCCAAAAAUGUAUAAUGUCAGUGAUUAGCUUCAGGAAGCAUUUGUAUUUAGUGCCUAUUGACAUCAGAGACAGCGCUAGUAGUUGGGGAUGCAGCAAGACGGGCCCCUGGCCCUUAAGGAACUUGUAGUCCAAAUGAACAACUGAAGUACUGCGGAGCUGAGCAGAGGGUGCUGUGUGAGGGUCCAGCAUGGACAAACUUAACCCCAGUGUGGGUGAGAUUCAUCAGGAAGGCUUUCUGGAGAAGGUGAUGUGGGCGAUGCAUGUUCUCCACCUAGCCAUGCCCAGAGGGAAGUGUGUCUGGGCAGAACUAUCAGGCUGGGGAGGACUCAGGGGUGGGAGAGAACCUGGCAUGCUGGGGAAGCUAAAUGUGGCGAUUGGUUUGUUUAUACAACUUGGAGUGCGGAAGGGGGUCAGUAAGGGGAUGCUGAUGCCUGAGGGUGAGGGUUGGGCAGAGGCAAUUUUAAGCAUGUGAGUCACAUGAUCAGAUUUCCAUUUUAGAAAGCUUGGAGAAUGGGUCUACUCAGGUAGCUCACACCUUGUGUUGUCCAUUUUCACACUGCUGAUAAAGUUGUACCCAAGACUGGGCAAUUUACAAAAGAAAGAGGUUUAAUUGGACUUACAGUUCCAUAUGGCUGGGGAAGCCUCACAAUCAUGGUGAAAGACAAGGAAGAGCAAGUCAUGUCUUACAUGGAUGGCAGCAGGCAAAGAGAGAAGCAUGUGUGCAGGGGAGCUCCUCUUUUUAAAACCAUCAGAUCUUGUGGGACUUAUUCGCUAUCAUGAGAACAGCACAGAAAAGACUUGCCCCCAUGAUUCAACUACCUCCCACCAGCUCCCUCCCAUAACAUGUGGGAAUUCAAGAUGAGAUUUGGGUGGGGACACAGCCAACCAUAUCAUUGUGCCCCUGCCCCCUCCCAAAUCUCAUAAUCAUGUUUCAAAACCAAUCAUGCCUUCCCAACAGUCCCCCAAAGUCUUAACUCAUUUCAGCAUUAACUUAAAAGUCCACAGUCCAAAGUCUCAUCUGAGAUAAGGCAAGUCCCUUCCAUGUAUGAGCCUGUAAAAUCAAAAGCGGGUUAGUUACUUCCUAAAUACAGUGGGGGUACAGGCAUUGGGUAAAUACAGCCAUUUCAAAUAGGAGAAAUUGGCCAAAACAAAGAGGCUACAGGCUCCCAUGUAAGUCUGAAAUCCAGCAGGACAGUCAAAUCUUAAAGCUCCUAAAUGAUUUCCUUUGACUGCAUGUCUCACAUCUAGGUUAUGCUGAUGGAAGAGGUGGGUUCCCAUGGUCCUGGGCAUCUCCGCCCCUGUGGCUUUGCGGGAUACAGCCUCCCUCCCAGCUGCUUUCACGGGCUGGCAUUUAGUGUCUGCAGCUUUUCCAGGUGCAUGGUGCAAGCUGUUGGUAGAUCUACCAUUCUGGGGUCUGGAGGACAGUGGCCAUCUUCUCACAGCUCCACUAGGCAGUGCCCCAGUAGGGACUCUGUGUGAGGCCUCCAGUGCCACAUUUCCCUUCCAUACUGUCCUAGCAGAGGUUCUCCAUGAGAGCCCCGCCCUUACAGCCAACAUCUGCCUGGACAUCCAGGCACUUCUGUAUAUUUUCUGAAAUCUAGGCGGAGGUUCCCAAACCUCAAUUCUUGACUUCUGUGCACUCUCAGGCCCAAUGCCAUGUGGAAGCUGCCAAGGCUUGAGGUACCCUCUGAAGCCAAGGCCCGAGUUCUGCAUUGGCCCUUUUCAGCCACGGCUGGAGCAGCUGGGAUGCAGGGCACCAAGUCCCUAUGCUGCACACAGAACAAGGACCCUGGGCCUGGCCCAUGAAACCAGUUUUUCCUUCUAGGCCUCUGGGCCUGUGAUGGGAGGGGCUGCCAUGAGGACUUCUGAAAUGCCCUGGAGACAUUUUCCCCAUUGUCUGGGGGAUUAACAUUAGGCUCCUCAUUACUUAUGCAAAUUUAUGCAGCCAGCUUGAAUUUCUCCUCAGGAAAUGGGAUUUUCUUUUCUUUUUUUUUCUUUUGAAAUGGAGUCUCACUCUGUCACCCAGGCUGGAGUGUAGUGGCACAAUCUUGGUUCACUGCAAUCUCUGCCUCCUGGGUUCAAACAAUUCUCCCGCCUCAGCCUCCUGAGUAGCUGGGAUUACAGGCGUGCACCACCAAGCCCGGCUAAUUUUCGUAUUUUUAGUAGAGACGGGGUUUCUCCAUGUUGGUCAGGCUGGUCUCAAACUCCUGACCUCAUGAUCCUCCUGCCUCAGACUCCCAAAGUGCUGGGAUUACAGGCAUGAGCCAUUGCUCCCGGCUGGGAUUUUCUUUUCUAUCACAUUGUCAGGCUGCAAAUUUUCCAAACUUUCAUUCUCUGCUUACUUUAUAAAACCGAAUGCUUUCAAUAGCACCCAAGUCACCUCUUGAAUGCUUUGCUACUUAGAAAUUUCUUCCACCAGAUACCCUAAAUCAUCUCUCAAGUUCAGAGUUCCACAAAUCUCUAGGGCAGGGGCAAAAUGCUGCCAGUCUCUUUGCUAAAACAUAACAAGUCACCUUUGCUCCAGUUCCCAACAAGUUCCCCACCUCCGAGACCUCCUCAGCCUGGACUUUACUGUUCAUAUAAUUAUCAGCAUUUUUGUCAAAGCCAUUCAACAAGUCUCUAGGAAGUUCCAAACUUUCCCACAUUUUCCUGUCUUCUUCUGAGCCCUCCAAACUGUUGCACCCUCUGCCUCUUACCCAGUUCCAAAGUCACUUCUACAUUUUUGGGUAUCUUUUCAGCAACACCCCACUCCUGGUACCAAUUUACAGUGUUAGUCCAUAUUCAUGCUGCUGAUAAAGACAUACCCAAGACUGGGCAGUUUUCAAAAGAAGGAGGUUUAAUGGAGUUACAGUUCCACAUGGCUGGGGAAGCCUCACAAUCAUGGCGGAAGGCAAGGAAAAGCAAAUUAUGUCUUACAUGGAUGGCAGCAGGCAAAGAGAGGAGAGCAUGUACAGGGGAAUUCCUCUUUUUAAAACCAUCAGAUCUCAUGUGAGACUUAUUCACUAUCAGGAGAACAACAUGGGAAAGACUUGCCCCCAUGAUUCAAUUACCUCCCACUGGGUCCCUCCCACAACACGUGGGAAUUCAAGAUGAGAUUUGGGUGGGGACACAGCUAAACCAUAUCACACCUGUAAUCCAGCACUUUGGGAGGCUGAGGCAGGAGAAUUGCUUGAGCCCAGGAAUUCAAGACCAGCCUGAGCAAUAUAGCAAGACUUCAUCUCUACAAAAAAUUUAAAAAGCCAGCAUGGUGGUGUGGGCCUGUAGUUCCUGCUGUUUAGGGGGCUGUGGUGGGAGCAUCUCUUGAGUUCAGGAAGUCGGGGCCCCAGUGAGCUAUGAUUGCAACAUUGCAGUCCAGCCUAGGUGACAGAACAAGAACCUGUCUCUAAAAAAGGGAGAAAAAAAGAAAGCUUGGAGAAUGGACUGGAAGAGGGAAGACUAGAGGCUCAUACAACCAGACACCAUUCGCUUUUCACCCAAGAUGAUUUGAUGUCUUAUAAAACUCUGAUGAACCAUGAUGGCUACACAGACAUUAAGUAUAGACAGCUAUCAAGAUGGGCAACAGAUGCAAGUAGUAACAGAGUUAAAGACAGAACAAGAUCCAAACUGCUCUGAACCCGAUGCAGAAGGAGUGAGCCCUCCCCCUGUGGAGUCUCAGACCCCGAUGGAUGUGGACAAGCAGGCCAUUUAUAGGCAUCCACUAUUUCCAUUAUUAGCUUUGUUGUUUGAAAAAUGUGAACAAUCUACACAGGGCUCUGAAGGCACAACUUCUGCCAGUUUUGAUGUAGACAUCGAAAAUUUUGUAAGAAAGCAAGAGAAGGAAGGGAAACCUUUCUUUUGUGAAGAUCCAGAAACUGAUAAUUUAAUGGUAAAAGCAAUCCAGGUUUUGCGCAUUCAUCUUCUUGAGCUGGAAAAGGUUAACGAACUCUGCAAAGAUUUCUGCAGUCGAUACAUUGCUUGUCUGAAAACAAAAAUGAACAGUGAAACUCUGUUGAGUGGAGAGCCUGGAAGCCCGUACUCACCAGUGCAGUCCCAGCAGAUUCAAAGUGCCAUCACAGGCACCAUCAGCCCUCAGGGAAUUGUGGUGCCGGCGUCCGCGCUGCAGCAGGGAAACGUAGCCAUGGCGACGGUGGCAGGUGGCACAGUGUAUCAGCCUGUCACGGUCGUCACUCCCCAAGGCCAAGUGGUCACACAGACAUUGUCGCCUGGGACAAUUAGGAUCCAGAACUCCCAGCUUCAGUUACAGUUAAACCAAGAUCUCAGCAUCUUGCAUCAAGAUGAUGGUUCAUCUAAGAACAAGAGGGGCGUCCUGCCAAAGCAUGCCACGAACGUGAUGCGGUCCUGGCUCUUCCAGCACAUCGGGCAUCCCUACCCAACAGAGGAUGAGAAAAAACAGAUUGCUGCUCAGACAAAUUUGACACUACUCCAAGUCAACAACUGGUUCAUCAAUGCCAGAAGACGAAUUCUUCAGCCAAUGUUGGAUUCAAGUUGUUCAGAGACCCCCAAAACAAAGAAAAAAACUGCUCAGAACCGGCCAGUUCAGAGGUUUUGGCCUGAUUCUAUUGCAUCAGGAGUCGCACAGCCACCGCCGAGCGAGCUCACCAUGUCGGAAGGAGCUGUUGUCACCAUCACCACGCCCGUGAACAUGAACGUGGACAGCCUUCAGUCUCUGUCCUCGGACGGGGCCACCCUGGCGGUGCAGCAGGUCAUGAUGGCAGGGCAGAGCGAGGACGAGUCUGUGGACAGCACAGAGGAGGAUGCGGGUGCCCUGGCCCCUGCCCACAUCAGCGGGCUGGUCUUGGAGAACAGUGACUCCCUGCAGUAGGGGCAGGAGCAGACGCACCUGACUUUUUGGAGUUUGCACAGCAAACAUUUUACACAGUUUUAUUUCUAAUAUGUUUUAUAUGUAGAUAUAGAAGAGUGCACUUUUGUAUUUCAUAGUAAGCUUAAAGCGCGUCUUUGCCGGUGCAGCGACUUCUUUCAAGUGUGUGUGUGUGUGUGUGUGUGUGUGUGUGUGCGUGUGUGCGUGUGUGUGGAUUUUUAAAGAAAUUCUUUAAAGGUUUAACGCUAGAUUGUGAGGAAUGACACACCACUCCCUCCCCACCUUGAAUCCCUAAUUAGAUUAAGGAAUAGCGCUGCCAUUUUCUAAACCGUGAUGCGGUUGUCACUUAGUUCUGUGGUUCCAGCAGAUCUCAGUGGGCUGGUUGAUUUGUGUGGCCCAUGGAUUUGAAAGAAGCUGCUGCACCCGAAACUGCCAGUGUGCGGUGACAACGGCACACGCCUAGACUGAGUGUGGUUUCGUCGUGAGUGGAUGGACGGCAAGCUUAGCAAGCCUAAGUCCCCUCAUGUUCAGUGAGCCUGUUUCAUUUGCUAUAUAGAAAAAGAAACUCCUAUUUUUACCUUGCUGGAAUUAUUGGAUAAAAAAGCUAUUUUUAUAAAUUCGUUAUGAAUUGGAUGAUGACUAUAUUGAGGAUAAAAUUUCUAGAGAAGAAACAAUACAUGCUUGCUAUUAAUAUUUCAAUUUGGAAUGUUCUGAAUUGACCAAAUUUAAUGAACCUGCCCAAAGUUAGCUACCGUUCCAUGGUUCUUUGCUCUCCCCGGGUAGUGAUGAACAUUUACUACUAUAAAAGAAACAGCUAUUUAAUGAAAUUUUGAUAUCUGCAAAUUUUUGUUGAUAUGUAAUGCUCAGAUUGCAUUUUACACUUGAUCUAAACAUAUAUCGAAAGAUAUCUGCUAAACAGGACUUCAGGUAAGUGAGGUGAAAUGGUAGCCAGUGACCCGUUAGGAGCUCUCACCGUACAUACUCCAGUCUAAUUUAAAUCUGACCACAGUUGCAUGGUCGCUUUACCAUGUUAGCUGUGUAUUGUUUUAAAAGUUUUAACUUCAAAAUAUGUUAUGCACAGAAUGUUUAUUAUAAACUAAUAUAAAAUGUGCUCUACCCCAUUGGCUCAGAGCUAGGGCAAACAGCAGAUAUUCAGACUUUAUUACUUAACUAGCGGACAUCCCUGGAGUCCCAGCAGCGAGCUGGUCUGGCGAGGGCACCUCGGCAGCCCCCACGGGUUGGCUCCUACGUUUGCGUUUGUGGCUGGUCUCCUGGUGUCAGUGUUCUCUUGUACGUUGUUGCUUUCGACUUUUCAGAGCCCUCCUGCUCACUUGACCACGUGAGAUUUGGAAUAACUGUAGGACUUCUGUUUCCUGGUAACAAGAUGAACCGAGAGAGUGGGCUGGGUUCUGUUUUCUUUGGUUUUGAUUUGUUUUCAUUGUUUACUUAGGAGUGGUGCUUUUUCUCAGAAAACAGGCCACGGUGUUUCAUACAGAAUGUCUUCAUAUCAUCUGAAAUGGUAUGGCUGAAGUUCAUUUGUUUACAGGGUCGGGAAUGUCUUCAGUUCUUGAGAGUCAACAGUAAUGAUUGGUUGUAAGCCAAGGGACAUUUUAAGCUAGUGAAGAGUUUUUUCUGGAAUUGAUUUUUCCCAAAAGAAUAUAUUAAUUGAGGUUAAGAAGUCAGUGGGAAACACACAGAAAUUUGUUUUAAAAUCUUUCAGGAGCUUUACUGAAAGACUUGGUUAUCAAGUCUUUUGGGGAGAGAAUGACAUUUUUUUUUUGAGACAGAGUUUUGCUCUUGUUGCCCAGGCUGGAGGGCAAUGGUGCAAUCUCAGCUCACUGCAACCUCCACCUCUUAUGUUCAAGCAAUUCUCCUUCCUUAGCCUCCUGAGUAGCUGGGAUUACAGGCAUGCGCCACCACACCCGGCUAAUUUUGUAUUUUUAGUAGAGAUGGGUUUCUCCAUGUUGGUCGGGCUGGUCUCGAACUCCCGACCUCAGGUGAUCUGCCUGCCUCAGCCUCCCAAAGUGCUGGGAUUACAGGUGUGAGCCACCGCGCCCGGCCGAGAAUGACAUCUUAAAGCCACCAUUGCGUUCCUCAUUUGUGAACUGUCUUCUCAUAUUUUAAGUCAAGUCUAUAAGAUCAUUUUUAACCUAAGUUCCAACUUUGUUGGACUCCUUAAAAUAAGCACCCAUGAAAGCCAGCCAGCCCUUCCUCCUUCCCUCACCACCCUCCGUCUCUUCGGCUGCUUGCUCUUUAGUGUAGAUUAGUGGAAGCCAUUCACAGAAUGUAGACUCAUGUAUAGGUCACCGUUUCUUUCCCCCACUAGAAAUCACAUUCACUAAGCAGUGGAUUGAAUUUAAGAGUGCUGCCCCUGCCCGGCGCAGUAGGGCGUGCCUCUAGUUCCAGCUACUCGGGAGUCUGAGGCAGAGGAUGGCAUGUGCCAGGAGUUUGAGGCUGCAGUGCACUAUGCUUGCACCUGUGAAUAGCCACUGCACUCCAUCUUGGGCAACACAGUGAGACCCCCAUCUAUAAAAAGAGAGCACUGCCUGAACCUCGGUGGCACUGGGAAGCUCUGGCCUGAGAGUUAAACACCCAUGCUGAAUGAUACAGUGUGCAUUCUCUCCAGCUGCAAACUUUCUUCAACUUUCCUAAAUUCUUACUAAAUUCAGAGGAAUAGGAUAAAGAUCACUUAGAGAAAGGGUGCUUAUGGACAUAGCCUGAGUUUCCUUUAACCUCUCUGCAAUGGGUGCUUUUAACUAGCUUCUACAUGGCAAGCUGUUUCAGUUUGCAAAAUCACUGCCCAGCAUGUUUGAGGUCAGUUGGCACCUUAAAACACCUGUUCUCCAGCCCUUGGACAGUGGAGAGAAUCUGUAAAAGUGUGACCCCCUCUAAGAUUUCGUUUUAAAUGAUCAGAUUCGGUUCCAGUUUUAUUCUUGUUGAGUUUUUCCCUAUGAAGGCUCCUUUUGAAUGUGUCUUGAGACCCAAAUUGAGCAUGUUGCUGUUAUUCCUGCCCUGCACCUGUGGAGCAGGAGUGGCAGGGCUGGCUGUGCUGGGUUCCAGCUCGCUCCCACCGAGGGACUAGCUUGGCCUUUGCGCUUUGAUUCCAGAUAGUAAGAUGAGUGGAAGUGUUUAUCGAGCAUGCAAAAGAAACCCUCACGGCUAAGGGCUCUGGGAGUUGUGUCUGUGUGACCUGAGAGUGAUCCAUCUCCUGCCUGUGUGAGGUAGCAGUGGGCACUUUUCAUUGAGACAAACUCCAGGGUGUCCAGAGGGGGUUCUGCCCCUUGUGAAGGCCCAUUCCUGGCACUUAGAGACAGAAAGAACUCAGCAAUCUUUCGUUCUAGUUAUAUUCGGUCUUUGAAACUGACAAUCUUUGAAAUGUGAAUACUGUAACAAUAUGUUUUCUUGGAUUGUUGUCUUUAAAAAGGAUUUUUGUGAAGCAAUUGAUUUAUCAAAGCAAAAAAAUUAAAAAUAGAAACUUGCUUUAUGGAUGUUUUAUUUUAUAAAGCUCAUGUCACCAAAAGCUGCUUCUCCAUUUUAUGUAAAACAUUGAGAAUGUUUUCAUGUUUUCUGGUGACAUGUAGGGUCUGUAGUCACCCCUGCAUAUUGAGAAACUAGGACCACACUGCAUCGGACUAGUCAGGUCCAUUUACAUGUCCAAGAAUCUUUUCUUAAAUUCCUUACUUUGUUCAUUCAUUGGCUGUUCAGGCAGAAAAUGGAAACAGGUAGCUUUUAUGUUUUUUAUUAUAGUUUUCCACAAAUCUAAUUAUUUUGAUAGUUACAAGAAGAUAAUGAUUCAUCAGUAAGCUAACAUAAUCCCUUUCAUAGUUCAUAUU
Molecule: messenger RNA, 10007 nt
Organism: Homo sapiens (human)
Lineage: Eukaryota; Metazoa; Chordata; Mammalia; Primates; Hominidae
Gene: PKNOX1
Product: PBX/knotted 1 homeobox 1
Exons: 11
Coding region: 4867-6177 (436 amino acids)
Biological process (GO): regulation of DNA-templated transcription
Cellular component (GO): nucleus; transcription regulator complex; cytoplasm
Molecular function (GO): chromatin binding; DNA binding; sequence-specific DNA binding
Source: RefSeq, a predicted model, not a curated record